CCUCACGAGUCACAGCUCACUCUGGCCCCGAGGAUGAAAGGAUUGACACCGGGGCUGGGCCAAGACCAGCAUACCUGAGGCAUGGCUCCAGCGCUCUGAUUAUUGGGCCCAGCCAUGCUGCCGCAGGAGAGUGACCCUGGCUCACCAUCGCCCCCCACCCUCAGUGGUAGGACUGCACACUGCCAGCAAGGCAUAACUACUUCAGGCCUCCAGGAUGGCAAUCCAUUUCCGUUCACUCUUUCCCUUGGCAUUGCCUGGAAUGUUGGCGCUCCUCGGCUGGUGGUGGUUUUUCUCUCGUAAAAAAGAGCAGGUCAGCAGCAAUGAUAAAAAGGUGGACGCUGGUAGUGUGGUGCUGAGGGCCAGCCCUGACAUCAAGAAAUCGCUCCCCAUACAAGAAGCCUGUCCUGGAAUUGUGUCCACACCCCGCAAUGUCACACAGCCACUAGAAAAGGAACAGUCCACUGCAAGCAAGCCUUCUGUGGAGCCCCUAGCCUCGCUGCGCACACACCCAACCUGUCGCAGAUCAGAGUCCUCAGGCUGCCUCCCUAACCCCACAGACACAAGAUCUCAACCAGGAACACACAAAGAUGACACUGCAAAGGUGGAACUCGCCCUGAUGGGUGACAAAACCAGAUCUGUUCCUCUUGAGUGUCCCCUCCCAUCUCCCAAGGAUGUGGUGUUCCCCCACGAAGCCAUAGAGGUGUGUAAGCAAGAGGUAGUGUUCAGUAAGGCACCAGGGAGGGGCUGGCCCAGCCAGUCUGUGUGUGCUGCAGAGAAGCAAAGCCCUGGGGAGAAGGCAAGAGAGACGCGUGGAGCCGAGGGGACCGGUGACGCAAUGUUGGGGGAAAACGUGCUUGAAGAAGGCUUGUUGUCCCAGGAGCGUGUCUCAGAAUUGGAGAAUAGCAAGGCCCUCAGCCUGGCCCCCUUGGGAGGCGGAGGAGAGAAGGGGAGCGGUGGCCCCUUCUCCCCUCUCAGAGAAGAGUCUGCAGUUGGAAAAUUGUUAAGUAGCUCUGGCAAGUUGGCUCACGCAGAGCUGGCAAAGGAUGAGGAGAUGCAGGCAUCUGAGGUCCAAGAUGACAGUACCUGGGACAGAGACAUGGCGGCAGAACUAGGCAAAAAGGAGAGCUUGGAUAAGAAUGAGAGGAUUGAGCAGGCUGCCUUCCAGAUAAUCUCCCAGGUGAUCUUGGAAGCAACCGAAGAGGUGCUGGCCAGCACGGGGGACAAGAUGGCAGAUCAGUUAUAUCAGGCCUCAGGCAGUCCGACCGUAGGGCAGGCGGAGAGCAGUGCCCCAGCCAGCCAGAAAACUGUCCUGGGGCAAGACACUGCACAGGCUGCUCCAGCCGUGGUGGGGGCAGCCUCUGGUCCAGUGGAUCCUGCCCUUCCCUUGCCAGGCCCACCAGCAGAGAACCUGCCUUCACCAAAGACCUAUGUGAGCUGCCUGAGCAGCCCACUGUCCAGCCCCACCAAGGACAGUAAGCCAAAGAACUCCGCACACCACAUCUCUCUGGCUCCCUGCCCACCUCCAGCGAGCCCCCUCAGAGAGUCAGUGGACGAGGCAAGCAUUCUGGCGGAAGAUGCCACCUGUGCUACCUGUGUGUCAGCCAGCCAGAGUGUUCCUUCCGCGGCCUCCUCCGGGCAGUGCUCGGAUUCCGUCAGCACUUCAGGGCUCGAAGACUCUUGCACAGAGACCAACUCAAGCCCCAGGGACAAGGCCAUCACCCCGCCGCUGCCGGACAGUACUGUGCCCUUCAGUAAUGGGGUGCUGAAAGGGGAGUUGUCAGACUUGGGGACUGAGGAUGGAUGGACCGCGGAUGCAGAAGCAGAUCACUCGGGAGGUUCCGACGGGAACAGCAUGGAUUCUGUGGAUAGCUGUUGUGGCCUCAAGAAGACCGACAGUUUCCAGAAUGCCCAGGCAGGCUCCAACCCUAAAAAGGUUGACCUCAUCAUCUGGGAGAUUGAAGUGCCAAAGCACUUAGUUGGUCGGCUAAUCGGCAAGCAGGGGCGGUAUGUGAGUUUCCUGAAGCAAACAUCUGGUGCCAAGAUCUACAUCUCAACCCUGCCUUACACCCAGAACAUCCAGAUCUGCCACAUAGAAGGCUCUCAGCAUCAUGUAGACAAAGCUCUGAACCUGAUUGGAAAGAAGUUCAAGGAACUGAACCUCACCAAUAUUUACGCUCCUCCGCUGCCUUCACUGGCACUGCCUUCUCUACCAAUGACGUCCUGGGUAAGCUUGCUCCUGGGUCAGUGGACUCUUGGCGCCCUUUCCCCCAAGUCUUCCUCAAAUGAGAGACUCCCCGGAUUAUGGGCCAAGAAGGCUGCAGGCACAUUACUGCCCAUGCCCUCUCAACUCUGGCUUCCACUGGUCAGUUCUGCCAGCUUGUACUCUCUGGGGAUGGGGCACAAUGCCAGCAAGAAGCCAGGGCCUCUCAGUCCCAUGUGGGAGGACUGCACUCCCCUGGCUCUGCCAUCUGGGUGUGUUUUGUGUUUUUCAGGUAUUUGCGGUCAGGUAUGUCCACACACUCUUCUUCCUGCUCUUGCAGUCACCGUUAUCUGUGCUGCCCCUGGUGCGGAUGGGGCCUGGUGGCGUGCCCAAGUGGUUGCCUCCUACGAGGAGACCAACGAGGUGGAGAUUCGAUAUGUGGACUAUGGUGGAUACAAGAGGGUGAAAGUAGAUGUGCUCCGGCAGAUCCGGUCUGACUUUGUGACCUUGCCAUUCCAAGGAGCAGAAGUCCUUCUGGAUAGUGUGAUGCCUCUGUCAGGUAAUGGGGGAGCCUCUGGCCAAGGGGCAGGUAGUGGCUGAGCAGGGGUCUUCUUAGAGCCUUGGUCUCACCUGGAGGGUUUAUACAGACAGUUGACACUGCCAUCGGAGUUCCUGGUUGAAUAGGUUGGGGCUGGGGCCUGAGAACUCGCAUUUCUGUCGAGUUCCCAGGUGAAGCUAGAGCUGCUGUGCCAUAGACUGUCUUUUGGGGUCCACUUUUCUGGAUGUAUGGUGCCAGCAUUAAGAGGCUUUCAGCAAAGGCAUCUUCCUGAGCACAGUCCAGAUUCGAGAGGGCAGGUGCUAGGUCAGCAGCACUGCUCAGCUGCUUCACAGGUGCUUAAGGGCACCCUGGGGACUUAGCUCACACUCAUGGCUGUCUGGUGUCUAAGGCUGUGAAAGUAUUGCCAAGGGGAAGAAGGCUGGCAUUAUUUAGUUUCCAUUCUCUUCUCUGGAAAAUGGGGGUGGCACCUAUCUUUCAAGGUGGCUGUGCAGAUUAUAAAAACCCAGGAACUGGUGUGUGGAAGGUAGGCAGAUAGCAGCUAAUAUAGCUGUUAUACUUGUGUUUGCCCAUCACACUCUCUUCCGGGGUUGGCCCCUUUGGAUCUUGUUCUGGCUUGUCUACAGCAAUCUAAGUGCAACAGAAGCACUACGCUCUAGCUGGAGUCACAUCAGGCAAAACACUGGGCAAGGUCUUGGAGUUUUUCCUUUCUUGCUCUUGCCCAACCUUCCUCUCCAUUUCUGUCCAACUGAAUGAUCUGUCUAGACUCGCUGAAAUGCUCCCUCCUUCAUGAGACUUUCCCACACCUUCAGAAACACCUGCUCCCAUCCCUCCCACUCCCUGCCUUGGGCCUGUUCUUGUUGUUUUUUGAACCAACAGAGCAGAACUGCCUCGGUGCCACCUCCACAAGAGAGCGGCUGCCUGGAUUUGAAUUCCAGCUGCACACUCUGGGAGCUGGAUGGCCUCUGGUGAUUAGCCUGUGCCUCAGUGUUCUCACCUGUAAAACGGGCAUAAAACCUGUCUUAGGGUAUUGCUGAUUUGGUGGAAGAGCUAGCACUAUUGGUCCCCAGAUUUGUGGGGAUGGUAUUUCCACUGAAGGGAGAAGUUUCCUCCUUUAUCCUCUGUCAUUCUGAGGGUGACGUGCAUCUGGCAUCCUGGAGUCCUGUGGAGGUCUAGUCUCUACCUGACGGGUGGUUCCCGAGAGCAGUCUCAAGUCCCUGCAGCGUCUGAAGCUUCC
Molecule: messenger RNA, 3993 nt
Organism: Ictidomys tridecemlineatus (thirteen-lined ground squirrel)
Lineage: Eukaryota; Metazoa; Chordata; Mammalia; Rodentia; Sciuridae
Source: RefSeq, a predicted model, not a curated record